GCAGUGGCGAAGCAACACAACGGAAACGUCCAACACACACACACACACACACACACAAAGCUUCAGUGCGAGGCACGACCGACCCACCCCGUUCAUAUCUGACGAUCUCGUUCGUUGUUCUUCUGCAAGCACGCAACGACCAUGGGCAAGUGUGUUCUUGUGACUGGUGGUGCUGGCUACAUUGGAAGCCACACCGUGAUUGAGCUCAUCAGCGCCGGCUACGACGUGGUGAUCGUGGACAACCUCGUCAACUCCUGCAAAGAGGCCGUCGAUCGGGUGAGCGAGCUUGUGGGCAAGCCCAUCACCUUCUACGAAGUCGAUCUCAUGGACAAAGUCGCGCUAGAAGACGUCUUCAAGAAACACGAGUUCUGGGGUGUGAUCCACUUUGCAGGGCUCAAGGCCGUGGGCGAGAGCACGAAGAUUCCCCUCAAGUACUACCACAACAACAUCACGGGCACGCUGAUCCUGCUGGAAGUGAUGCAAGCGCACGGCGUGAAGAACCUCGUGUUCUCGUCCUCCGCCACGGUGUAUGGCGACCCGCAGCGCCUGCCCAUCGACGAGGAGCACCCCGUUGGCGGCUGCACCAACCCAUAUGGCAAGACGAAAUACUUCAUUGAGGAGAUUUGCCGCGACUUUGCGCUUGCAAACGCAGACUGGAACAUUGUUCUCCUCCGAUACUUCAACCCCAUUGGCGCCCACAAGUCGGGUCGCAUCGGCGAGGACCCGCAGGGCAUCCCAAACAACCUCCUCCCUUACAUCGCACAGGUGGCUGUGGGCCGGCGAGAGCAAGUGAACGUGUUUGGCAACGAUUACAACACCCCAGAUGGCACGGGUGUUCGCGAUUACAUCCACGUUGUUGAUCUUGCUCUCGGUCACGUUGCGUCCCUGAAGCGCCUUGACCAGGGCUGCGGCUGCGCCGUCUACAAUCUCGGCACGGGCAAGCCUGCGUCUGUGCUUGAGAUGAUUGCGGCCUUCUCCAAGGCGUCGGGGAAGGAGAUCAAGUACGAGAUUGGCCCCCGCAGGCCAGGCGACAUUGCAUCCUGUUACGCAGACCCGAGCAAGGCGGAGCGUGAGCUUGGCUGGAAGGCAACACGCACCGUUGAAGAGGGGUGCGAGGACUCAUGGCGGUGGCAGAGCGCCAACCCGUAUGGCUUCAAGGCUGCAGAGCAGUGAUGGUAGCGAGGACCAAUGCCUCGCUUUUGCUGACCCCACCAUCCACCACCAACCUUGCUGCUGCUGCUGCUGCUGCUGCUGCUGCUGCUGCUGCUGUUGUUGUGUUAUUGGCUGCUCUUUGGCAGCACUCGGUUGACGUUGUUCCAAUGAAACUGGCCAAGCAACCUCCAUGCACAGCAAAGCACUCCCGC
Molecule: messenger RNA, 1364 nt
Organism: Salpingoeca rosetta
Lineage: Eukaryota; Choanoflagellata; Craspedida; Salpingoecidae
Product: UDP-glucose 4-epimerase
Exons: 7
Coding region: 142-1173 (343 amino acids)
Biological process (GO): beta-D-galactose catabolic process via UDP-galactose, Leloir pathway
Cellular component (GO): cytosol
Molecular function (GO): UDP-glucose 4-epimerase activity
Source: RefSeq, a predicted model, not a curated record